AGAGAAAAAAAACAAAAACAAGUAGAGAAGCGGGAAUACAACUGAAUUAGGGGAAAUAGGAAUCUAUCUUCGUCUUCGAUGACUGAUAUAAAAGUAGCCAAUAGACGACGAGACGAAGAAGACGACUGAUUUGUUUCUGUAGCGUACGAUUGUAUAUCAAGAGCGAAGGAGAAUCGGAUUCGAGAGAGAGACGACGAGGGGUUUCGAGAUGGAAGAACAUCGGAAGAAUAAUAAAUGGACCAAGGAGGAAGAAGAGGCGCUUGUCGCCGGAAUAGCCAAGUACGGUGCCGGAAAAUGGAAGAAAAUUUUAGUUGAUCCCGAAUUCGCCCCUCAACUUUCAGGUCGCGAUAACAUUAACCUCAAGGAUAAAUGGCGUAAUCUGACAAAGACACAAGCACUCAAUGAAUCUUCUCCAAAUAAUUCAUCGGAUAUGAGCAAUGAAUCUAGGUUUGAUGCAAUGGUUUUUGAGGCUAUUUCAACAAUCAAUGAUGAAAAUGGUUCUUAUUACAGUAGGAUUCUCAGCUUUAUCGAGGAACGACACGAGGUACCACAAAACUUUGGGAAACUGUUGAGUGACAGCCUGAGACGCCUUGUUUCUCAAGAAAAACUCGAAAAUAUACUAAACCGAUACAAGAUCUCCAAGAGGAAAGCAACAACACAAAUCCUGAAUCCAAAUGAUUCUGUGGUGUCAACAACAUCAAAAGUAACACAAGAGAUAGACUCAGCAGUAGAAGCAAAACGAAUCAAGGAGUUUGUAGAGGAUAUCGACGAAUGGCGCGAACAACCGCAAAACUUUAGGGAGUUUGUGAAUGAGAUCCUCACACUUCUCAUUUCUCAAGGCAAACUGGACAAGGAAUUAAAUCGUUACAGGAUCUCAGAUUUGGAGAAAAAAGUGCUCGAAGCAGCACCAGAAGUUGUAGCAAUGAAACUUGCAGAGUCAGAUUACAGAUGUUAUAUCGCAGUAGAGGCAGUCGAAAAAGAACAGGAAAUACAGAAGUUGAUAGACGAAAACGACACCCUGCUUCAACUAUGCUUACAAAUACACGAACAAUGUUCCCUUGGAAAAGAGGUUCUUAAAGAGAUUUAGUAGACACAAUCUUAAAUCAAGUAAAUAGCGUUACUUUCUGGUUUGGUUCAAAGUAGAUAAUAUUCGUGGACCGGUUCUUUGAUAUUGAGUAAGAGAAUAGAUAUAGUGAGAUUUCGUUUGACUACCUAUUUGGUGUUUUUCGGCUCUGUUAUCUUUUACAGUUUUUAGAUGGAUGUUUAACUUUCUGAUUGUAGUGGGAAAACUAAUGUUCACUGUUUUGUUAAUAAAUAAAAGUGUUUAGCAUUUAGUAUUCAGAUUUUUUUUCUCUUUAAAAUGAUGUGUCUUUGAGUCUUGAGAAUGGUAAGUAAUAAAGCAUUAAAAGUUGUGAGGAAGCUGUGAGAUAAUGCCAUUGACUGAUCAUUAUUUCUCGCAUAAAAACCGAAUCGACAGAGAGCUUUAUCAAGCUUUAUCUUGUGUGGAACUUUUGCCAUAUUCAUGAAGCAACUCUUGUACAGAAGCAAGCUUCAUCAUCAUUAUCAUCAUCAUCACUCUCUUUCGCUUCGUCUCUUCCAGGUGCUCUUGGCAAAAAGGUUAUCUUACGGUAAACAGCCUUUGACUAGUGUUUACAGGAUAGUGAACCAAGCAAAUAGCUUUACUUUCUGAUUUGGUUCAAUUGAUAU
Messenger RNA from Eutrema salsugineum, 1707 nucleotides. RefSeq names its product telomere repeat-binding factor 4. Gene Ontology annotation, cellular component: nucleosome. NCBI's taxonomy places the organism in Eukaryota, Viridiplantae, Streptophyta, Magnoliopsida, Brassicales, Brassicaceae. The coding region runs from base 209 to 1087 and encodes 292 amino acids. The record is from RefSeq and is a predicted model, not a curated record. The transcript is spliced from 8 exons. Gene Ontology annotation, biological process: nucleosome assembly. Gene Ontology annotation, molecular function: double-stranded telomeric DNA binding.